Messenger RNA from Puntigrus tetrazona (Sumatra barb), 759 nucleotides. It is a transcript of the gene nanos3, whose product is annotated as nanos homolog 3. Gene Ontology annotation, cellular component: perinuclear region of cytoplasm. Gene Ontology annotation, molecular function: mRNA binding; zinc ion binding. The transcript has a single exon. The record is from RefSeq and is a predicted model, not a curated record. Gene Ontology annotation, biological process: negative regulation of translation; oogenesis. The coding region runs from base 97 to 561 and encodes 154 amino acids. NCBI's taxonomy places the organism in Eukaryota, Metazoa, Chordata, Actinopteri, Cypriniformes, Cyprinidae.
UUAUGUUUCAGAGGAUCCUCGCGUCCUAAUUGGUCUCCCGCCGUGACGUCCGCCCUUUAAAGCCCUCGCGUGCUGAGCGCGUGCCGCACGAAUGCCAUGGCCUUUUCUCUCCUCCGCUACAUCUUGUCGGCGCAUGGCCCCAUGGAGUCCGGAAAUCAGGACUUUCAGCCCUGGAGGGAUUACAUGGGUCUGGCGGGGAUGAUCAGAGGGAUGCAGCGAGACGCGUCCCGUGACACCGCCGACGCCGCCGCCGCGCUCCCGGAGUCUCCAAGCGGCCCGACGCGCGCGCACGGGACGCCGACGACGGAGAAACGAGACCCGGGACGCGGCGAGAGCAGCCCCGCCGAGAGGUUCUGCAGCUUCUGCAAGCACAACAGAGAGAGCGAGGCCGUGUUCACGUCGCACUGCUUGAAAGACCGCGCCGGGGCCGUGACGUGCCCGUACCUGCGUCAGUACGUGUGUCCUCUGUGCGGCGCCACCGGGACCAGAGCUCACACCAAGAGGUUCUGCCCGCUCGUGGACCAAACCUACACCUCCGUGUACGCCAGAUCCACCUGGUGAACUGUUUCUUACCUGAAGAACACCUGGCCGCGGCACACGAGGACAUUUUACGAGUGUUUUUAGUCAACUUUUAAAUUUGAACCGUUCGAUCCGUAAUGGCUUGUGUGUUGGUUUGCAUGCAUGCGCGCGCGGGUGUGUGUGUGCGCGCGAUUUUGCACUGGUUUGUUGGAUUUUUGCACUUUUUUUUUUUUUUUUUUU